Hordeum vulgare subsp. vulgare (domesticated barley) is the source of this 1066-nucleotide messenger RNA. Its product is annotated as fruit protein pKIWI502-like. The transcript has a single exon. The record is from RefSeq and is a predicted model, not a curated record. NCBI's taxonomy places the organism in Eukaryota, Viridiplantae, Streptophyta, Magnoliopsida, Poales, Poaceae. Gene Ontology annotation, molecular function: oxidoreductase activity. Bases 55 to 915 code for a protein of 286 amino acids.
GAUCCCCACGACCUCCCUGCUUUCUCGGCGCCUUUCAAGACCCGACCUUUCGCCAUGGCCGCGGCCGCCACCAUCUCCGCCACGCCCCUCGCCCCCAGCCAUGCCUUCGCCAGCCCCAAAAUGCUGCGCUCGCUCCCCUUCCUCCGGCGCCGGCUGCCCUCCUUCGCCGUCGCCGCGGUCAAGCAGGACGCGGCGGUCUGGAACGCGGCCCCCGUCGCCUCCAUCGGCGCGGCCAGCGCCGACGGCUCGCUCUUCCACCUGCGAGUCGACCUCUCCGACGCCGCCGACCUCGCCUCCUCCUUCACCGCGCCGGGGCAGUACCUCCUGGUCCGCGUGCCCGGGGAGGACGGCCUCAAGCCCGCCUUCAUGGCCAUCGCGUCCCCGCCGGGGGGAGGCGCCUUCGAGUUCCUCGUCAAGGCCGUGCCCGGCGCCACCGCGGAGAAGCUCUGCGGCCUCCGCAACGGGGACGUGGUGGAGCUCGGCGCGGUCAUGGGGAAAGGGUUCCCGAUCGAGAGGGUGACCCCGGCGGACGCCGCGGAGACCCUGCUCCUCUUCGCCACCGGGACCGGGAUCAGCCCGAUCCGCUCGCUCAUCGAGUUCGGCUUCGCGGCCAAGCAGAGAGCCGACGUGAGGCUCUACUAUGGCGCCAGAAAUCUUGAAACAAUGGCGUAUCAGGAGAGAUUUGCAGAGUGGGAGUCAUCUGGGCUCAAGAUUGUGCCGGUAUUGUCACGGCCAGGUGAUGGCUGGAAAGGUGAAAAGGGGUAUGUUCAGCGCGCGUUCUUGGAAGCCAAGAACAUCGCCAAUCCUACUUCCACUGGGGCUGUGCUAUGCGGGCAAAGCCAAAUGAUCGAGGAGGUCACCUCGGCCCUUACAGCUGAUGGUGUAUCACAGGAUAAAAUCUUGAAGAACUUCUAGAAUGAAUCUCCUGAAUGUAACUCAUGCUUCUUUGGUUGGGCGGUACUGUGCCUUGCUGUUUGUAUUAGAAUAUCUGUAAUUUGAUUCAUCGAUACUUCUCAACACAAGAUACGGUAGAUAUACAUGUUAUCAGAGUGCGUUUUGCUGCAAA